Messenger RNA from Prunus dulcis (almond), 1463 nucleotides. Its product is annotated as lipid phosphate phosphatase 2-like. Gene Ontology annotation, molecular function: phosphatidate phosphatase activity. Gene Ontology annotation, biological process: phospholipid metabolic process. Lineage: Eukaryota; Viridiplantae; Streptophyta; Magnoliopsida; Rosales; Rosaceae. The coding region runs from base 128 to 1249 and encodes 373 amino acids. The transcript has 9 exons. The record is from RefSeq and is a predicted model, not a curated record.
AAGCUUCCCUUCCCUUCCCAACCUCAGACGGCCACUGCCACUUUCCUGGUCACAUUUUAUUCCAAGAGUCGGUUCUCUUAACAGUAAUCGUUUCUAUUGUAUCGGAGUGUUUGGUUUGGCUCGUACAAUGCCUUUGUGGGAUUUGGGAUCGCUUUCUCGUCUUAAAAACUUCAGUGGCCUCUUUCAGGAUGUGUCAAGCAAGAAGCCGGAGAUUUCUGCUGUUAAUAGUGAUUCAUUUACACCCAUUGACCUUCCAUUGAUAGGACACAGGGAGGAUGAGAAUAAAAUGCAGGAAGUUCAGCUUGGUUCGCAUACUGUAAGGUCCCAUGGGAUGACAGUUGCAAGGACCCACAUGCAUGAUUGGGUGAUACUAAUGCUUCUUGGGUUGAUAGUUGUCAUCCUGAAUGUGAUUCAUCCCUUUUAUCGCUUUGUUGGAAAAGAUAUGAUGACUGAUCUUAAAUAUCCCUUGAAAAUUAACACAGUGCCUGUUUGGGCCAUUCCUAUGUAUGCAGUUGCACUGCCCAUAGCAAUUUUUUUCAUUGUCUAUUUUCGUAGGAGAGAUGUCUAUGACCUUCACCAUGCCAUACUAGGUCUCUUAUUCUCUGUUCUGAUAACUGGGGUUAUUACAGAUGCUAUAAAAGAUGCAGUUGGUCGACCCCGGCCAGACUUCUUUUGGCGCUGUUUUCCAGAUGGAAAGGAUGUGUACGAUCAAUUGGGAAAUGUUGUAUGCCAUGGUAAGAAGAGUGUCAUAAAGGAGGGGCACAAGAGUUUUCCAAGUGGCCAUACUUCGUGGUCCUUUUCUGGUCUAGGAUUUCUCUCACUGUAUUUGUCGGGAAAAAUAAAAGUAUUUGACCGCAAAGGCCAUGUCGCAAAGCUAUGCAUUGUUUUUCUUCCUCUACUUUUUGCAUCACUAGUCGGCGUUUCUCGUGUAGAUGACUACUGGCACCACUGGCAGGACGUGUUUGCUGGAGGUCUCCUAGGAUUUAUAGUUGCUACAUUUUGCUAUCUGCAGUUCUUUCCACCCCCAUAUCAUGCUCAAGGUUGGGGCCCUUAUGCUUACUUCCAGGUGUUGGAGGAGUCACGUUCGGUGACACAAGCAGCCACUAUAGUAAAUGGGUCCAAUGUGCAGGUCACAGAGGCUUGGGUUGAAAAUCAAGAAGACGAAACUAGCAUCCAUGGAUGCAUGGGGUUAUCAUUAGCACAUAAUUCUGGUUCAGCAUUGGAAGAACUGGAAUCUGGGAGGAGAUAGUUUUGCACAUGAAGGUUACUUUAAAGUUUGGAGCUCUCGGGGAUUGACUCCUGGCAGUGUACAUUUUGUAGAGCAAUGCCACGACCUAAAUUGAUAGGAACUGUACCUUCUCUUCCAAGCUUGGCAUGAGGAAUUUUUGAAGGACUCUGUUUAUAUUCAUACUUAAUAUGAUUGUUGGUAUAUAAAUUUUCUGCUAGUAUUUUAUUUAUUUUUA